AUGAUAAGACCAUUAAAAGGGCUGACUACUCAGCGAGCAGCACCAGCAUACCUCAGGGUGUGUAUGCUGCACACGGAACGCGAAACGCAGCUCAAAAUCACCACCUCAGAGCUUAACUACUGCAUUCUUAAUCAAAAAACAUACUCAACCUCACAGCUGGACAGGAAAAUAAAGGAAUACUGGAAAGUUUCGAAAGCCAACAGCACCACUAAUUUCGAGACUCCUUCAGUACAACCACGCAUCUUUUUAACCGGAACAGAUCUUUUCAAAUAUGACAAUAAACAAAAUAAGGUUUCUGCGGUUUAUCGUUGUUUCGUUCGAUGGGAAAUAAUACGAGCUCAACCUCCACUUCGGGGAAAACUCUUUGCCAACAACUUGAUACACAGUUCUCCUUUGUCACCUUCAGACCUGAAAAAUACGGACAUCGACAUUUUGCCAUUUCUUAUACACAAUUGCAUCACCUACGAAGAUAUACCGAACGCCAUUGACCUAUUCAUAUGGUACAAUACGAAAACACCAGGAAAAGAACUUCACAGAACAUUAAUUAACGCAAUGAUACAAUGUAUCGCUGAAAGUUCCCAAAUCGAACCGCACUACCACUUACUUAAAUUCACUCAACUAAUGAACUUCCUCAAUGAAAAAUCUAUUGAACAUACAUUAUCGGAACACCAGGCUCUCCAGAUAUCAAACAAGGCCAUGUCUCUAGAUAACAACCCACUAUUAACGAAAAAGGUCCUAAGUUACGUACUUGACGUCGCAUACAACAAGAGUAACACAGUGAGAACCGCGCAAGUAGAAGCAUUAUACUCAUUGAUUUCAUCAGACUAUAAAUCAAACAAUGCUGCCGGGGUUUUACUGCACUGGACAGCAGUACGCGACCACUACACUACAAUUUCAAAGCAUGACACAAGGAUACUUUACAAAAUAAUAAAACUCUUUACAAAACAGAAAGCAUAUCGCCAAAGGUGCGCAGAAUUGAUAUCAUCCAUAGAGCCACAAUUGUACGUUAACAAUGCGUUGCUUUUACCCUCCAUAAUAAACUUUGCAUCGGCAACAAAAAGCUACUCCCUUGCAACAAAAAUUAUGAGUAACAUAACAACUUACUCAAACUUCAAUACCCAAAAACAAAUCUUGAAGUCGCGGUUCUUUUUAUCAACGUUACUCCGACUACACCUGACAUUCGAAGACUCAAUUGGAGUUGAAAGAAUCCUUACCGAAAUACGAAAAGAGCACAAUAGCCUAACUUCAGCAGACUAUCAAGUAAUAGUUUCACAUUUACUAAAAUCGAGAAAACCUCAGGAUUUACUUAAAGCAUUAACACUAUCAAACAAAAUUGAGGGCUUAAAAGGGAUUCCUUCUAUAACCACAAUAAUAAACCAUUUGACGCUACUUAAAACACAUGAAGUGGAAAAACUCAAUCUAAACGUUGGAGCGACUAUACACAAUCUUCUUUUGAAGGCCCACAACAAUGAUCCUGCUCACAAAACGAAACUUUGGGAUAUUUUGGCGUCUAUUUUUGUUAGAUCCCUGACAACGUACAAACACAACACUACACCUUGGUGGACCAAUGAAAUUUAUGAUAAAACCACAAAAGUUGACUUCUUGAAAUUAUGUUAUGAAACCUCAAAAAAUAAAACUCCUAUGGACAUAACAGUCAACCCUUUCGUUUCUCCAAAUCCAAAAGAUACUGUUAUAAAACUCAGUGCCACGAACAUAAUUGUUAUACUGAGAACAAUAGCAAGGGAAGCUAACCACCACAGAAGGAGUGACGUUUUUCUAUGGUGCAUGAAUGAAAUGACGAAAAAUGGAAUGAGUGAAGAAGAAAUUGAGCUUGACUGGAACAACAUGGAAAAACACCAAAUAAGGAGAUUCAAAAAUAAAACUAAAAACGGCAUUACUAAAAAUCUACAAAAACACGGUCUUAAGAGCUUCAAAACAUUGCUACGUAAAAAAUAG
Molecule: messenger RNA, 1956 nt
Organism: Lachancea thermotolerans CBS 6340
Lineage: Eukaryota; Fungi; Ascomycota; Saccharomycetes; Saccharomycetales; Saccharomycetaceae
Gene: CBP1
Product: Cbp1p
Exons: 1
Coding region: 1-1956 (651 amino acids)
Source: RefSeq, a predicted model, not a curated record